AUGGUGGGGGAUAUCGCACAAUAUCGAAAUGAAAACGGAAAUCACUCCAACUCUGGCAAGGCGCUUCAGGCAUCCAUGAGGGCAUUUAUCGAGGUCGCACCGAUUCUCACCGUGGCCGCAAUGCUCAGUCUCAUAUUCGGGGGUUGCUGUUCCAAUGUUUACGCUCUGGAAGCAAUUAUUAAGUAUGGAAUAUCUCUCCUACGAUAUUUCGGUUCCAGAUACUUGUAUGGGAAGAGAUAUGCUCGAUUGCAAGCUAUCGCCGUCAUAUUCUUGAGUGUCGGCGUUGUUCUGGCAGCUUGGUCGGAUGCCCAAGAUAAGAUUGUUCUGCAACGAGACUCUGGUCGUCCAGCUUUCAACUCUGGUCUUAUCAUCUUGCUGGUAGCCCAAGUCCUCUCCGCCAUCAUGGGACUCAUUUGGCUUUUCGGCAAUUCCCUUGCCCGUGGCACCCUCUUCGGGGCGAUAAUAGUUUUCGGGGCCGGGGCAUUGUACUCGUUUGGAUCAGCACCAAAACAAGACAGUGGUGGAAAAAAGGUCGUUUAUGUGAAGCAAGAAUAG
Messenger RNA from Metarhizium acridum CQMa 102, 555 nucleotides. Lineage: Eukaryota; Fungi; Ascomycota; Sordariomycetes; Hypocreales; Clavicipitaceae. The record is from RefSeq and is a predicted model, not a curated record.